Molecule: messenger RNA, 429 nt
Organism: Argiope bruennichi
Lineage: Eukaryota; Metazoa; Arthropoda; Arachnida; Araneae; Araneidae
Product: calcium and integrin-binding family member 2-like
Exons: 1
Coding region: 1-429 (142 amino acids)
Molecular function (GO): calcium ion binding
Source: RefSeq, a predicted model, not a curated record
AUGCAAAAUCCAAAAAAUCCUGUCUUGCCUCAAAGUUUCUUGCUUCUUAUGCCUGAGUUGAAAGUGAAUCCGUUUUUGGAUAGAAUUAUAAAAGUAUUUUGUUCUCAGCUGCAUCAUAUAACUUUUGAAGAUUUUCUCGACAUGAUGUCAAUAUUUUGCGAAGAGGCACCAAUUGAUGUCAAAACAUCAUAUGCAUUCAGAAUUUAUGACUUCGAUGAUGAUGAUAUGUUUUCUCGAGAAGAUAUUCAGGAACUUCUAAGUCGAUUGACGUGCGGCAAUGAACUUAGUGACGAAGACUACGCUGAAAUUAUUGAGUGCGUUUUCUUAGAAGCCGAUUUAGAUACGGAUGGUUACAUUUCCUAUCCAGAGUUUGAGCAACUUAUUACGAAAUCUCCGGAUUUUAUACAUGCCUUCCGGAUGCGAAUUUGA